UUGAUAUCCCAUCGCGCGAGCCCAUCGCGUUGCGGCAGGGCGGGGGUUGUGGAGACCGGGAGGGGUGUGAAAGGAGACCACUUAAGUUUUUGCAGGUUUUUCCCACAUCUCGUGUUACCCUGCCCACCGUAGGACGAGGACAUGGGUGCGGUGCUUGGGAUAUGCACUGCCUCGCAGCUGGCGUGCUGCUGCGGCUCAGCAGCCUGCAGCCUCUGCUGCUCCGCCUGCCCAUCAUGCGCCAACUCCACCAGCUCGCGCAUCAUGUACGCCCUGAUGCUGCUGGCCGUCACCGUGCUCUCCUGCAUCCUGCUGGCUCCCGGCCUCCAGGAUACCAUGCAGAAGGUGCCCUUUUGCAAUGAUCACGCUCCCAACGGCAUCAAGCUGGAUUGCAGCACUGCUGUCGGCUACAUGGCUGUCUACCGGGUCUGCUUCAUUGCCACCCUCUUCUUCGCCCUGAUGGCACUCAUGAUGAUCAACGUCAAAUCCUCUAAGGACGGCCGAGCAGCAGUACAAAACGGAUUCUGGGGCAUCAAGUACCUGCUGCUGAUUGGCGGAAUGAUUGGAGCCUUCUUCAUACCAGCUGGGAGCCUCAACUGGUGGAUGUACUUUGGCAUGAUUGGCGGCUUCCUCUUCAUCCUGAUCCAGCUGGUGCUGAUCAUCGACUUCGCCCACUCCUGGGCAGACAGCUGGGUGUCGCGUUACGAGGAGAGCGAGUCGAAGGCCUGGUACUGCGCUCUGCUCUUCUUCACGUUCCUGCAGUACGCGCUGGCCAUCACGGCCGUCGGUCUCUUCUUCGCCUUCUACACGCGCCCGGACGGCUGCGCCACACACAAGUUCUUCAUCAGCUUCAACCUGAUCCUGUGUGUGGUGGUGUCGGCGCUGUCGGUGCUGCCCAAGGUGCAGGAGUCGCAGCCGCGCUCGGGCCUGCUGCAGUCGGCCGCCGUCACCCUCUACACCAUGUACCUCACCUGGAGCGCCAUGGCCAACCAGCCCGACGCUAGCUGCAAGCCCAACUUCGGCGCCCUGAUCCCGGGCGGCCGGCCGACGCCACCCGGGCACCAGCCGCCCGGCAUCGACGCCGAGGCCAUCGUCGGUCUGAUCAUCUGGUUCGUCUGCGUGCUGUACUCCAGCGUGCGCACGGCCAGCUCGUCCCAGCACGCCAAGCUGACCGGUUCCGACAAGCUGCUGCUGAAGGAGGACACCAAAACCAUGGCCAAUCCGAGUGAUGCCAGCACCCUGGUCGAUGCGGAAGGUGGCGGUACUGCGAGCGACGCCGAGACCGCCAAGGUCUGGGACAACGAGGAGGAUACGGUAGCCUACAGCUGGUCCUUCUUCCACCUGAUGUUCGCCUUGGCCACGCUCUACGUCAUGAUGACGCUCACCAGCUGGUACUCCCCGAACUCGGACCUGCGCUCCAUCUCCAACAACUCGGCCUCCAUGUGGGUGAAGAUUGUGUCCUCAUGGCUCUGCCUGGCCUUGUACGCCUGGUCGCUGGUGGCGCCGCUCAUCCUCACCAACCGCGAGUUCAACUGAGCCGCCCGCCCGACAGCUGGUGUUGCGACUGGCCGUUGGCGGUCGCAGUGCACUGCAGAAGAAACCCGUUUGAUUUGGCGUUGCAUCCGCAGUUCUUCGGAGGCCGCUCUCGCCGUCUCGAUGUGCGUGCGUGUCGAUGUGCGCGGCGCUUCCGCGUCGUCCGGGGUGGCGGCGAGUCGCCCCCCCCCCUUUCCCCUCCCGUUCCGCGGUCAGGUGUGGCUGGUGCGCGCGGGGCCCACGAGGGCUGGCCUGCGGAGGUAGUACGCGCCCGGCUGGCUGCCGGAGCUUGGGGCCCGCUCCGCAGCCCGGACCCGUCUGCUAGUCACUAGAUCUGGGUGGUAUCCCUCGUCUGUCAGUCUCUGUGAUAAGUUAAACAUAUACAUAUAUAUAUAUAUAUAUAUAUAUAUAUAUAUAUAUAUAUAUGCGGUGGUACACUUGUAGACGGAGCGACGUCGAACGAUGGAGAGCGUCACUUUGAGAGCGCCUUGCGUUAUACGCCAGUAUCUAUAUAUAGGUGUAGGAGGCAGACAGAGCACUGCAGCUGCCUCGAUGCGCUGGGUAGUUUAGUUUUGGUCUUUCUGUCUUUGGCCCUUUGAGAUGCCGGUGUCGUAUGCUUAGCGCGUUGUCAGGACGGUAGUAGCCCGUAUCUCGAUGGGAUCGGAGGCGGCUUCCGUCUUUUUUCUGGAACUAUUGUCGUAUGAUGAUUGAGAAGCGUGCACUGCACUCAUUUUGUGAUGACCGUUUUAAUGUAAACAGCCCACUCAAGCGAAUAUAUUUUAAAAUGCAG
Pollicipes pollicipes is the source of this 2320-nucleotide messenger RNA. Its product is annotated as serine incorporator 3. The transcript is spliced from 11 exons. Bases 142 to 1533 code for a protein of 463 amino acids. Gene Ontology annotation, cellular component: membrane. NCBI's taxonomy places the organism in Eukaryota, Metazoa, Arthropoda, Thecostraca, Pollicipedomorpha, Pollicipedidae. The record is from RefSeq and is a predicted model, not a curated record.